Aspergillus melleus is the source of this 2142-nucleotide messenger RNA. Its product is annotated as dynamin family protein. Gene Ontology annotation, cellular component: cytoplasm; microtubule; membrane. The record is from RefSeq and is a predicted model, not a curated record. Lineage: Eukaryota; Fungi; Ascomycota; Eurotiomycetes; Eurotiales; Aspergillaceae. Gene Ontology annotation, molecular function: GTPase activity; microtubule binding; GTP binding. The transcript is spliced from 4 exons. The coding region runs from base 1 to 2142 and encodes 713 amino acids.
AUGGCAGAACCAAAGAUCAAACAGGCACCACUCGCUGAUCCAGCACUGCUCAAAAAGAUCGAUGAGUUGUUCGCUUGCGGCGUUGGUGAAUACAUUGACCUCCCUCAGCUUGUUGUGGUUGGAGAUCAAUCCAGUGGCAAGAGCUCUGUGCUGGAAGGACUCACCGGACUGCCCUUUCCUCGAGACAGCGGUCUCUGUACUAGAUUCGCUACGCAGAUUAUCUUCCGUCGAAUGAAAAAUCUAACUACCGGCAGGAUUAUUGGAUCGAUUCUCCCAGCAGCGAAUUCUUCCGCUGAGCAUGCCGAUAAGCUGCGUGAAUGGAGCACUGCGGCCGGUGUCUUAGAUCCGACCGACUUUUCGAGCACCAUGCACAAAGUUCAUGAAGUGAUGGGGAUCUCCACUCCCGAAAAUCGUACCCACUUGACAUUUUCAAAUGACAUCUUCCGUUUAGAGAUACGUGGUCCCAAAGAAGACCAUCUCAGUGUGAUUGACGUUCCGGGAAUCUUCAUGAACACGACAUUCGGCAAGACUACGCGAAAGGACAUGGAGCUAGUUAGGGAUAUGGUAUUCAGCUAUACGAAAAACCCUCGUUCCAUCAUGCUCACCGUGGUGCCGGCAAAUGUCGACAUCGCCACGCAGCAAAUAAUUGAGAUGGCCCGGCAAGUUGAUCCAGAAGGGGAUCGCACCCUGGGGGUUCUCACGAAGCCGGAUCUAGUGGAUAGUGGAGCUGAGCAGAAGGUGAUUGAUCUCGUAACGGGACAGGACAUGAUUCUCAAACACGGUUGGAUCCUGGUGCGCAAUUUGAGUCAACGCGAGUUAUCGGGUAAAAGGGUAGACCGCGAUGCUAAGGAGGCUGAAUGGGGCUCGAAAAAACCUUGGAAUUGUAUCCCCUCUGAUAGAUUCGGUGUCGAAUCUCUGAAGGCGAGACUGCGAGAAGCCGUCACCGACAACGCCCGUCGUGCCUUGCCUCUAGUUCGUACAGAAAUUCUGAGGAGAUUGAAGGAGUCGAAAGACGAAUUACACAGAAUGGGUGGCGAGAGAGAUACUCAAGACCAACAGAUGAACUACCUUCUUAACAUUGUAUCCAGAUUCCAGGAGAUCACCAACCAAGCCCUGAAUACCCAUUAUGGCGCGAAUGAAGUAUUCGAUCAGUAUCCAGAGCUCCGUCUGGCUACGCUAGCCGUGACCCGCAGUAUUUCGUUCAGUGAUGAUCUUACAAAAUGGGGCCAUGAAUAUCAAUUCAAAGAGGAAAACACGGACACCUUGGAAGACAAGUGCGCCGAGCCAACCGGAGACAUCUCCCAGUCACAACAUUCAAUCGAGACGCGGAAGACCCCUAACGUGCUGGCACUUGCCACCAUAGUACCCGAUAACAGUUUGGAGCUGUCUCCCUCAAACAGCGACAUUCAUCAAUGGCUCAAUCAGGUAUACACUGCUUCUCGAGGAUUCGAAAUUGGCACGUUUAAUACGAGGCUACUCUCCACAAUCAUGAAGAAACAGUCUCAAAAGUGGACAAACUUUGCGCGAGGCUACGUUGGUGAUAUCAUCGUCUAUGUGGAUCAAUUUAUACGCAAGGCACUGGAGCUGGCUUGCAUUGAUAAGCGAGCUUUUGAUCAACUUGGGUUGAUUUUGUUUAACAAGGUCUCCGAAAAAUACCAAUCCGCCUUGAAGCAUGUUGACUUUCUUCUGGAAGUGGAGCUCGAUGGUACAUUAAUGACUCAGAACCAAUAUUUCAAUGAAUCCCUGCUGAAAAGUCGCGAGGACCAAAUUCAUGCACAGCUGAAGAACAAGACGUUCCAUAUCAAUGUGGGUGAAGAGGUAGUCAGGCUCAGCGAUAUACAACUUCGCCAUAGUAUCAGCAACACCGAACAAACCAUUAGGGAUAUCCACGAUAUUCUGCAAGCAUACUACAAUGUCGCUGUCAAGCGAUUUGUGGAUAGCGUUUUCAUGCAGGCAGCUGAUCAUUACCUAAUGAAUGGACCCGAUUCACCUCUUAGGGAGUUCAAUACCUCGUUUGUCUCCAAACUAUCGCAAGCUAAGCUGCAGGAGAUUGCUGGGGAAGCGCCGUCCAGCCAAAAGAAGCGAUUACGGUUGAAGAGAACGAUCAAGAAUCUGGAGGACGGGCGCUUGAUUCUCCUUUGA